AUGGCCACCUCUCGCCAAAGCGCCCACCUUCUCCGCACAGCUCUCGUCCGUUCGGCGCGGCCAUGCGUCGCCACCACGGCAUCACACGCCAAUUGCUUGCGCAGCACCGCGACGACAUCCGCCUUCCAGACUCGUCUCGCCGUCCGCCCGGCGACGCAUCCCCGGUUCAGGCUGUACUCCAGCUCGUCAUCGACGGCGUCUGACGAGGAAUACCACGAGACGUCGGCCCGCGGUACCAAGCUCUGGACCUUUGACCAGCUGGAACGCGCCGUCGACAGCAACAAGUCUGGCAUCAUCAUCGUCGACACGCGCGAGCCCGGCGAGGUCCGUCAGACGGGCCACAUCCCCGGCGCGAUCAACAUUCCCAUCACGACACACCCCGAGAGCUUCCACGUGACGGCCGAGGAGUUUGAGGACCGCUUCGGCUUCGAGAGGCCGGCCAAGAACAGCGAGCUCGUCUUCUACUGCAAGGCCGGCGUGCGCAGCCGUGCGGCGGCGGCGCUGGCCACGGAGGCUGGCUGGACCGGCGUCGGGGAGUACCCCGGCAGCUGGCUCGACUGGGAGAAGAACGGCGGCCGGGCGCAGAAGCCGCAGGACCCGUGA
Molecule: messenger RNA, 603 nt
Organism: Verticillium nonalfalfae
Lineage: Eukaryota; Fungi; Ascomycota; Sordariomycetes; Glomerellales; Plectosphaerellaceae
Exons: 2
Coding region: 1-603 (200 amino acids)
Cellular component (GO): mitochondrion
Molecular function (GO): thiosulfate-cyanide sulfurtransferase activity
Source: RefSeq, a predicted model, not a curated record